Sapajus apella (tufted capuchin) is the source of this 2676-nucleotide messenger RNA. RefSeq names its product tetraspanin 6 (gene TSPAN6). The record is from RefSeq and is a predicted model, not a curated record. Lineage: Eukaryota; Metazoa; Chordata; Mammalia; Primates; Cebidae. The transcript is spliced from 8 exons. Gene Ontology annotation, cellular component: membrane. Bases 1234 to 1707 code for a protein of 157 amino acids.
GCCUUCUAACCCCAUUCUUCUAGAGAUAACACAUACUCAGUUAACACUCAGUCUCUGCCUUCAAAGAGCUGACACUUUAGUUGAGAAAUCAGACCUUAACACACCUUCUGUGCUGUAACAACAUAGACCAAUAUGUUCACAAUAUAUAACAUUAGGUUUUAACCUCUCUGUGAUCAGCCGGGUUUUGAUGGGAAAAAACAGGUGGCUGGAAUAUAUAGUGACUCUCCGUUUUAACAUUUUAGAGGUCACACUCACCAGGCAUUUUCAAUAGCACCCUUUUAAAAGUUUGCAGCGAAUAGCUGAACUUACAUUUCACUAUUAUGUUAAAAUACUUUUCCUCAACUUUCCAAAUUACUUAGGAGAUAAAAGAGUAGAGGAAUACUGGGGUUUUGCAAAGUCCUGCAGGAAAAUUCUAAAAGUCAUUAUCAUCUUUAAUACCUAACUUAGAAAUUCCUUCAACAAGUGGUGACUAUUUUCCUCAAUUCGUUCAUAUCUCCCCUCCCCACCCCAUAAAACAAUGUUCACAAAUUGAAAAGCAGACAAGUGAAAAAAAAAUCAGUCUAAUUCCACCAGAGGUAAAUUUCACUGUUCCUUUCAGUUUUUGUCUAAGCAUAUGUGAUUGUAUGUAUUGCUUUGCAAUCCGCUUUCUUUUUGCAAAUGUAUUUCUUGUGGGUAUUUUCCCAUGUAUUUUCUUAGGUCACUUUUAACCUCUUCAUUCUUUUCCUUCUCUCUAGGGCACCAGGGGCCAGGGAAGCCCAGUCGCAGAGCGCUGCGGGCUCUGCUGGUGAUAGAAACAAUGUGGUGAAGUUAUAAGGGGAGGGGAGGGGGGGGGGGUGGGAAAAAUUCCUUAGCUUAGGAAAAAAAAAAAAAAAAGCAAUGAAGAAAGCUCCACUUAAAGACCUAUGAAAUUUCCGACACUAGAAUCUUUGUAUAUAGUUUUCGGUAACCUUCGGCAGGGGGCGCUAGGAAAUUGUCGCCACUUUCCGGACAGCCUCCCGGACUUUACCCUCUAGAAAAUUGUACAGUGUUUCCGGCCCUUCUUAGUUGUGGACGCUCAUCACUGGCGUUAUCCUUCUUGCAGUUGGCAUUUGGGGCAAGGUGAGCCUGGAGAAUUACUUUUCUCUUUUAAAUGAGAAGGCCACCAACGUCCCCUUCGUGCUCAUUGGUACUGGUACCGUCAUUAUUCUUUUGGGCACGUUUGGUUGUUUUGCUACCUGCCGAGUUUCUGCAUGGAUGCUAAAAUUGUAUGCAAUGUUUCUGACUCUCAUUUUUUUGGUCGAACUGGUCGCUGCCAUCGUAGGAUUUGUUUUCAGACAUGAGAUUAAGAACAGCUUUAAGAAUAAUUAUGAGAAGGCUUUGAAGCAGUAUAACUCUACAGGAGAUUACAGAAGCAAUGCAGUAGAUAAGAUCCAAAAUACGUUGCAUUGUUGUGGUGUCACCGAUUAUAGAGAUUGGACAGAUACUAAUUAUUACUCAGAAAAAGGAUUUCCCAAGAGUUGCUGUAAACUUGAAGAUUGUACUCCACAGAGAGAUGCAGAUAAAGUAAACAAUGAAGGUUGUUUUAUAAAGGUGAUGACCAUUAUAGAGUCAGAAAUGGGAGUUGUUGCAGGAAUUUCGUUUGGAGUUGCUUGCUUUCAGCUGAUUGGAAUCUUUCUCGCCUACUGCCUCUCUCGUGCCAUAACAAAUAACCAGUAUGAGAUAGUGUAACCCAGUUGAUCUGCGGGGCUAUUCCUCUCUACCUUUAACGACAUUUAGAGUUCCCCCUGUGAAUUGGAAAAUUGCCUGGCUGGAGAACUGACAACACUACUUACUGAUAGACCGAAAAAGUACACCAGUAGACUGAUUCAAUCAAGAUGUAUGUAGAACAAGAAACUACACCAAUAGGCUGAUUCAAUCAAGAUGUGUGUCCGCUGUGUUAUAAAUCCACCUUCUGUCCCGUUCAUGUUAGAUCAUUGAAACCCUGUAUCCUUCUGAAACACUGGAAGAGCUAGUAAAUUGUGAAUGAAUACUGUGUUACUCUUGACUGUUAUUCUUCUUAGUUGGGGCGCCUUUGGAAGGCACUGUGAAUUUGCUAUUUUGAUGUAGUGUUACAAGAUGGAAAAUUGAUUCCUCUGACUUUGCUAUUGAUGUAGUGUGAUAGAAAAUUGACCUCUCUGAACUGGCUCCUUCCCAGUCAAGGUUAUCUGGUUUGAUUGUAUAAUUUGCACCAAGAAGUUAAAAUGUUUUAUCACUUGCUGUUCUGCUGACAGGCAGAGUUGCAUUGUGUAAUUUAAUUUCAGUCAGUCAUUAGAUGGCAUCCCUCAUUAGGGUUGCCAGAUGGUGAUAACAGUCUCAGGCCUUGGGUCUAAGGCAUCCAAGACUGGAAGGGACUAUUGAUGUUCUGUGAUACAUCAGGUUUCAGCACACAAUUUACAUUUCUUCACCUCCCAACUGGGACAUGUAUUAUGAUGUUCAUAUUUUCCCUCUUGUUUGAAAGUUUCUAAUUAUUCAAUGGUGUCGGAAUUACUGUAUUUUCCUUAGGAAUUUAGUGGAACUUAUCUUCAUUAAAUUUAGCUGGUACCUGGUUUAUAUGACUUAAUUGUCAAUAUUAUGGUCAACUUUAAGUCUUGGUUUUGGUUUGUGCCUUUGAUUAACAAGUAUAACUCGUAUACAAUAAAUACUGUUUUCCUCUAAAAA